AUGCCUAACUUGGACCUGGACCUGGACCCGGACCCGGAACUGGACCCAGACCAGUCCCUGUCCCUGUACCUGACUGGAGAAGAGCACAGGACCCCCUUCAUCCUCAUCAUCAUCGUCAUCACGGCGUCCCCUUUGUGCGCGUCUAUCAGCGCAAAUAUUUGCGAUGCAGACCCCCACCGAACCAUGCACCAGUUCCACGCGGCCGCGGCCUGCGCCGAGGAUGCGCCGUGCUCGGGCCCCUCCAGCCCGGACUCCAACUGCGGGGGCAGCCCGGCGGCAGCGGCGGUGGCGGCGGCCGUCAAGGUGAGGAGGCCGCUGAACGCCUUCAUCAUCUGGACCAAGGAGGAGCGCAGGCGCCUGGCCCUGCUCAACCCCGACCUGGAGAACACCGACCUCAGCAAGAUACUCGGGAAAACGUGGAAGUCCAUGCCUCUGGCCGACAAGCGUCCGUACAUGCAGGAGGCCGAGCGCCUGCGGGUGCAGCACACCAUCGACUACCCCGACUACAAGUACCGACCUCGCCGCAGGAAGCAGCUGAAGAAGAGUGCCAAGAUGGCCGUCGCGGACCCCCUGCCUCUCUCCUGCCCCGCCCCCGGCUUCAACCUGAACUACAACCUCACCUGCCUGCUCCAGAACCAGCAGAACCAAUUCCGCAACAGCUUCCCGGCCACCUAUCCCGCGCCGGGCCACCCGGCGACUGCAUUUUGUCAGGAGGCGCCCACGCCGGACGCGUUCCGGGGUUCAUACCCGACCGAGCCUCACCUGCGCUUCGGGGAGCAGCGGUACGCAGAGCGGGCCGAGUCCAGGUUCUUCAGCGGACCCUCGCUGGAGUUCUACCUGGAGCGGGUCCAACUGGACACCCUGUACGAUCUGGACCGCAGCGAGUUCGAACAGUACCUGGGUCCGCCGGGACCCCACAGAAACGACGCGGCAGAUCCCGGCUGCUACCACAGAGAACAACGCUCGCUAUCCUGA
This is a messenger RNA of Phycodurus eques (leafy seadragon), 975 nucleotides long. It is a transcript of the gene sox32, whose product is annotated as SRY-box transcription factor 32. Gene Ontology annotation, molecular function: DNA-binding transcription factor activity, RNA polymerase II-specific; RNA polymerase II cis-regulatory region sequence-specific DNA binding. The transcript is spliced from 5 exons. Gene Ontology annotation, biological process: cell differentiation; anatomical structure morphogenesis; regulation of DNA-templated transcription. Lineage: Eukaryota; Metazoa; Chordata; Actinopteri; Syngnathiformes; Syngnathidae. The coding region runs from base 1 to 975 and encodes 324 amino acids. The record is from RefSeq and is a predicted model, not a curated record.